ACUUCAAUAUGUCAUGUUACCAUGCCAAUAUUUCUGUCUCAGGCCUGCUGCAGUGCUACAGUGAAACUCAACGCAAUCUGGAGACACUGCCUAGGUACCCUAGCCCUUGCUCCAGGACGACCAUUACGGUUAAGAUCGAACUUACCCUGUUACAUGGACCGUCAUCAUUGGUAUUAACGCUGAAGAAGGGACUAUUUACCAAUGUGAUCCUGAGCAACCAGAGACUAUGUAGCGUUUAUGCCGAAAAGGUAUCGUUGUGUGCGAAGAGACUGAUUCCUUCGAUGCAUGGAACGAAUGACUGUCGCAAUGGCCAACUGCAUCAAGAAGAUUGGAUAGUUCAUUUGCAGGACGAGUCUCAAAGGUCUUUACCCUGGCAAGGUGUCUUAUGCCAGUUUGAUUUCAGCUGUAUUAUGGGCGGCCCUGGUAAGCCUUGCCCCUACCUAAAGAGGUCUGAAUCUGCACGCCGCAAAAGGGAGAAGAGGGAAAUACCGCCUUUCACUAACAAAUUGUUUCUUCAAGCUCACAAUAAAAUGUUCGGCCGGGAUGAGGUGGUCUGCUAUGCCGUCAUGUCUGCCAAGGACUCCUUGACCCCUUGCCCCCUUGCGCGACCCAGUGACGGAGUGUGAAAAUCUUCUGAAGGGGCACCACCGCGUAACGUCUCCUUUUGAAUAUUAUCUUGCCCCCUCCGCCACCUGUCUGCGUAACCCUUUCAAUAGGUCUGGAAUAUCCUACCCAAAUUGCGAUAAUGGUACUGGAUGGGGAUGUGCCAAGGUAUUGGUCACUGAACACAUCAUGUGCGCCUUAGUUAAAUGCGUAAAUUGCUCCUGCUCCAUGACAGGAUCCCAUGUCACGUGCACCUGCCAGCAGGAGAAGUGCGUCUCUGCUGGUAAGGGUGUCACGAUCCUUUGUGCCACUGGCAACAGCACCCAACUAGAAAUUAAAACAGCCAACAAGACCAACUACUUUGCAUUCUGGAACUGCACCAACUAGAAUGCUGGUCCUUUCGACGAUGUAGCUGGGGAAGAUAAUCCACCAGUUUGUAUGGGGCUCAGUAGUAACGGGAAGGAUAUGAAAUAUUGCUCUGGCGUUAUCUACACCAAACCUGGAUAUUACUUUUUUAGCCGAGGCAAGGCCACAAAUUUUCUAGUCUAAAAUGAGACAGACACCCCUCGUGCCGAGGCAGUAGGGACACUCUUCCCGACCACUGCCCCCUGUCCCUCUACUUGGGAAUGGGGCUGGGGUCCCCUUACCAAGCACGCAAUCUCCCCUGAAUUUUGCGCAAAGUGGCAGGGGCCCAAAACUUUAGGUGGCAGUAAAGGUGAUACCUUGGGCUACGCAUUCCUGAGUGUGCUUUCCCUGGGCGGGGCUGCAGGGAUCAUCAGCCACCAAGACCGGAAUUACCUUAUCUGUGGCCUCACCGUCCUGGGCAAUGAGACAGCCUUGGCCUUGGAAGGGGUUAAGAGCGUGCUCUCGGAACGGCGCCUGUUCUCCCAGCAAAACUGCUCUGCCCUUGAUUACCUACUCGCCAAAGAGGGCGGGGUUUGCACUGUAGUAAAAGGCAAAUGCAUGAUGGGUGUUGUUGACCUCACUGAGAACAUUACCAAACAUGUGGAUAACUUUUGUCAACAAAAUGACAGAGGGCACAUGGGUGGGGAGAUUGGAGUUUUUGCUCAUGGUACCACUGGUUGCUCAAUCUAGCAAUGUAUCUUGGUAUCAUUUUAAUUUGUCUUUUUGUUGGUAUUACUAUUGUUAAAUGUAUUAUUGCUAGACUAAUGAAUUCUGUUUGUGAUAUUGGUUCCCCUCAGAAAAUGCUCCUCCUCCAUCCUGGUGGUGCCCCCCACUGAGGGUGUGAAAGACCAGUUGUCCACCCCUGCCGCCUCCUCUGAGGCGGACAAGUUGGCAGGCCCUGGCCUCCAUCCGCUUGGACUGAUCAAAUCUGUGCUCUCCUGCCCUAUGGUGUGGUCAUGUGGUCAAAGUGGGGAGAUGAGAGUCUGAAACUUGGAUACAGGCACAAGAUGACUUCUCAAUGCAAGUUAGCACAACAAAAUGGCUUCUAGGCUGCAAACUUUAUUAAUUCUGCUAGAGAAACAUAAAUC
This is a messenger RNA of Stegostoma tigrinum, 2096 nucleotides long. RefSeq lists its product as uncharacterized. Lineage: Eukaryota; Metazoa; Chordata; Chondrichthyes; Orectolobiformes; Stegostomatidae. Bases 9 to 626 code for a protein of 205 amino acids. The transcript has 2 exons. The record is from RefSeq and is a predicted model, not a curated record.